Pyrgilauda ruficollis (rufous-necked snowfinch) is the source of this 2220-nucleotide messenger RNA. Its product is annotated as V-type proton ATPase catalytic subunit A-like. The record is from RefSeq and is a predicted model, not a curated record. The coding region runs from base 436 to 2220 and encodes 594 amino acids. Gene Ontology annotation, molecular function: proton-transporting ATPase activity, rotational mechanism; ATP binding; ATP hydrolysis activity. Gene Ontology annotation, biological process: ATP metabolic process; proton transmembrane transport. NCBI's taxonomy places the organism in Eukaryota, Metazoa, Chordata, Aves, Passeriformes, Passeridae. Gene Ontology annotation, cellular component: lysosomal membrane; proton-transporting V-type ATPase, V1 domain. The transcript is spliced from 13 exons.
GAGAAGGGGGGUGACAGAAGAGGGUGACAAGGACACAGCAGGGAGGUGACAAGGCCACGAGGGUGACAAAAGGAAGAAGGUGACACGGCCAUAGGGGGUGACAAAAGAAAGGGGGUGACAGAGAGAAAGUGGUGACAAGGACACGGCAGGAUGGUGACAAGGACACCCACACCGUGGGUGACACCGAGCCGGGCCGUGCCGGUGUCACCCGGUGUCACCCGGAGCAGCUGUUGACUGCACACAGUGCCACACCCGCGGUGGCCCUGUCACCGGAGCCAGCCGGUGUCACCCCGCUGUCCCCGCGGUGUCGCCGGGGGUGGGGACACUGCCGUUGGCUGCCUGCGCGCGGUGCCACACCUGCGGUGGCCCUGUCCGGUUGUCGCCGGCGCCCGGGGCCAUUUAACGGCGGUGGCAGCGCGGCGGGGAGGGGACAGCAUGGAGGGGACACGGGGGACACGGCUGGAGGAGCGCGAGAGCCUGCUGGGGGCCGUGCAUGGCGUGUCCGGACCCGUGGUGACAGCCACGCGCAUGGCGGGGGCGGCCAUGUACGAGCUGGUGCGGGUGGGACACGCGGAGCUCGUGGGGGAGAUCAUCCGGCUCGAGGGGGACAUGGCCACGCUCCAGGUGUACGAGGAGACCUCGGGGGUGCAGGUUGGGGACCCGGUGCGGCGCACGGGGACGCCGCUCUCGGUGGAGCUGGGCCCGGGCAUCCUGGGCUCCAUCUUCGACGGGAUCCAGCGGCCGCUGCGCGACAUCGCCGAGGCCACGCGCAGCAUCUACAUCCCGCGGGGCACCAAUGUCCCCGCGCUGCCGCGACACCUGGACUGGGACUUUGUCCCCAGCAAGAACCUCCGGGUCGGGAGCCACGUGACGGGCGGGGACAUUUACGGCUCGGUGGCGGAGAACUCGCUGCUGCAGCACCGGCUGAUGGUCCCGCCCCGCAGCCGCGGCACCGUCACCUACAUCGCGCCCCCCGGGCACUACGGCGCGGCGGACGUGGUGCUGGAGCUGGAGUUCCAGGGGGUCCGCGAGCCGCUCUCCAUGAUCCAGGUGUGGCCAGUCCGGCAGGUCCGGCCCGUGGCCGAGAAGCUCCCGGCCAAUCACCCGCUGCUGACCGGCCAGAGGGUCCUGGACGCGCUCUUCCCGUGCGUGCAGGGGGGCACCACGGCCAUCCCGGGCGCGUUCGGCUGCGGGAAGACGGUGAUUUCGCAGUCCCUGUCCAAGUACUCCAACAGCGACGUCAUCGUCUACGUGGGCUGCGGGGAGCGCGGCAACGAAAUGUCCGAGGUGCUGCGGGACUUCCCCGAGCUGACCAUGGAGGUCGGUGGCCGCUCCGAGUCCAUCAUGAAGCGCACGACGCUGGUGGCCAACACGUCCAACAUGCCGGUGGCCGCCCGCGAGGCCUCCAUCUACACCGGGAUCACGCUGGCCGAGUAUUUCCGGGACAUGGGGCUGCACAGCUGCCUCCUGGCCGACUCCACCUCGCGCUGGGCCGAGGCGCUGCGGGAGAUCUCGGGGCGCCUGGCUGAGAUGCCGGCGGACAGCGGGUACCCCGCGUACCUCGGUGCCCGCCUGGCCUCGUUCUACGAGCGCGCGGGGCGGGCGCGGUGCCUGGGGAGCCCCGAGCGCGAGGGCAGCGUCAGCAUCGUGGGAGCGGUGUUCUGGGGGCUGGACAAGAAGCUGGCGCAGCGCAAGCACUUCCCCUCGGUGAACUGGCUGAUCUCGUACUCGCGCUACCUGCGCGCUCUCGAGCCGCACUACGAGCGCGCGCACCCCGAGCUGCCCGCGCUGCGCGACCGCGCCCGGCGCAUCCUGCAGGAGGAGGAGGAGCUGGCCGAGAUCGUGCAGCUCGUGGGGAAGGCGUCGCUGGCCGAGGGUGACAAAGUGACGCUGGAAGUGGCCAAACUGCUCAAGGACGAUUUCCUGCAGCAGAACGGAUACUCGGCCUACGACCGGUUCUGCCCGUUCUACAAGACCGUGGGCAUGCUGCAGAACCUCAUCACCUUCUACGAUCUGGCGCGGGGGGCGGUGGAGGGCGCGGGGCCCGAGGAGCAGCGUGUCACCUGGGCCACCAUCCGCGAGGGGCUCGGGGACAUCCUGUACCGCCUGAGCGCCAUGAAGUUCCAGGACCCGGUGAAGGACGGCGAGCAGCGCAUCCUGGCGUCCUACGCGCAGCUGCAGGAGGAGAUGGUGGCGGCGUUCCGAAACCUGGAGGACUGA